AUGAGUACGGAACGCCUUUUGAUCACAGGGGUAACUGGCUACAUUGGGUUCCAGACCUUGGUCCUUGCCCUGGAAAACAAGCAUUAUGUUCGUGCUGUCGUCCGAAGCGAAAGAAACAUAUCAGAUUUGAAAAGCAAAAUCACUACCAUCGGCGAGAUUGACAGCCAACUUGAAUUUGCUAUUGUUCCAGAUUUCCUUGAGAAAGAUGCUAUCUUCAAUGUUCUCGACGGCAUCAGUGUCAUACUUCAUUUGGCAUCACCUUUGGCAGUCGAGACCGAUAACUACGAAAACGACAUCAUCAAUCCGUCUGUUUCUAUGGUCACAUCUGUCUUGGAUGCAGCUGCUCGUGUACCGACUGUUCGACGGGUCGUACUGACAUCCUCUUGCGUCACCCUUAUUCCCUUUGAAUGGAACAUGAAUCCAGACAGUGAAAAGCUAUACACCGUGGAUGAAAUCAACACCGACGUCGCCGGCCCAUUCACCGGGGCAAUGCAAGCCUACUGGGCCUCUAAGGCACUCGCAAGAGCUGCGACAAGGACCUUCAUUGCCGAGAGACGGCCACAGUUCAAUUUUAUCAACCUUCUGCCUGGGGUAGUCAUUGGACCAGACAAUCGCCUUACUAAUGACCCUACUGCGAAUACCAGCGCACUUCUAAAAGAAACUCGCGCUGCAGUCCUUGCGCCGGUGCUUACAUCGUCACUCAAUUCAUCGUUCCCCUACGUUGGAAUUCCCGUGCAUGUUGCAGAUGUGGCGCGUGCCCAUAUCGAUGCUAUAGACUCUAACCGGGUUCCGGGGAAUACUGAGUAUAUACUGUCUUCGGAUGCUCCUGAAGGUGUUGUUUGGAAUAGGGAUGCAGCAUAUGUUGCUCAAAAUUACUUUGCAGGUGAGGUUAAGAGUCAAGUGCUACCGAUGAAGGGGUCUUUGACAACGGUUAAAUGGAGCCUUGAUACUAAGAAGACCGAGGAGGUUUUUGGAUGGCGGUUUACUGGGUUUGAGGAGACGCUGAGACAGCUUCUGGCACAGUACCUGCAGCUUCGACAAAGGGAGUAA
Messenger RNA from Penicillium atrosanguineum, 1050 nucleotides. RefSeq lists its product as uncharacterized. Lineage: Eukaryota; Fungi; Ascomycota; Eurotiomycetes; Eurotiales; Aspergillaceae. The coding region runs from base 1 to 1050 and encodes 349 amino acids. The transcript is spliced from 5 exons. Gene Ontology annotation, molecular function: oxidoreductase activity, acting on the CH-OH group of donors, NAD or NADP as acceptor. The record is from RefSeq and is a predicted model, not a curated record.